AUGCAGACUACAUCUCUGAGGCGGGAGCUGCAGAAGGGUAUGGAGCACAUUCCUGAUGACAUCCAUGCCAUAGAGAGCUUAGCCAAUACACAGAGAGAAGAAAUAACAAAAACCCACAUGAAGUCCCAGGAGCUGAUGACCCAAAUCAGCACCCUGUUUGAGGAGAUGCAUCAGUUUCUGAGACAGAGAGAAGAGGAGAUAAAGAAUGAGCUAAAGGAGAAAAAGACAGAGGCUGUAGAGGAGAUGACUGAGAAGUUUAAGGCGAUGGACCUGGCUUUGUCUGAGAGUAGAGAGCUGCAGGUAAAGGUGACAGCAGCUCUGGAAAUUUCUGACUCACUGAAGUUCUUGCAGAGCUGGACUGAAAUGAACAACAUGCUGACUCCAGAAUGUUUGUUCAGGCCCAGAGCAAAUGAUCUGCAGGUGGCCCGCACUUCUCUCAGUUUGGGUCCUUAUGAAAGUCACCUGCAGUUCUUUGUGUGGAAGGAGAUGCUUCAGGUGGUCAAGCCCCGGGCAGAGCUGCUCUUACUGAGAAGAGAAAGUACAGACGUAACUGUGUCUGAUGACGGACGCAGUUUGCUUUCUGCUCCCAAAAGCAGCCAGUCUCAGCCUGGUGUCAAAUCUGACUCUCAUCUGUAUCAUACAUUUGGCUCUGCCCGAGCCAGGAGUUCUUUGGAAUAUCGCUCUAUGGAUGCAUGGGCACACCCUGAAUUUGGCUCUACCCAUGCACCUUCAACAUUUGGUCGUUCAUCAUUUAGUGGGUGGCAUGAUAACAAUUCUUUUGCUGUCAAGACAAAACAUGCAUUCAGUGUCAAUGAGUUCAGCUCAGGGCAGCAUUACUGGGAGACAGAGGUUGGACUGAGGAAUUACUGGGAAUUAGGGGUGAAAGGUCAUUUCCUCAAGUAUGAUGGCCAAAAAUAUGUCAUCUCCAAUCAGUCCUCAGAAACAGAGCUAACAUUUACAGAUAGACCUCGAAAAGACCUCUGA
This is a messenger RNA of Myripristis murdjan (pinecone soldierfish), 984 nucleotides long. RefSeq names its product nuclear factor 7, brain-like. The coding region runs from base 1 to 984 and encodes 327 amino acids. The transcript has 2 exons. The record is from RefSeq and is a predicted model, not a curated record. Lineage: Eukaryota; Metazoa; Chordata; Actinopteri; Holocentriformes; Holocentridae.